AUGGACCCUCCCGACUAUAGUAGGUGCGUGCUGAGAAUCCCUCAACCCACCUCCAUACCAGAAACGAACAGCGCUGACCCGACCGAGCGUCUUCCCAACUACAGCAUCAUCCACUCGCCUUCAUUUACCUUCCUUGUCGGCCCGCGACACACCAAGCUAACGAUCCAAUCGGCGUUAGCCCAACAUGUCUCAAAACCACUGCAUAAUCUCAUGAACAAUGGGCAUACCCGGGAAUCCAGACACCGAAUAGCCGUCCUGGAGGAAGAGGAUGUUGAGACCUUUGUCGCUUUCUGUGAAUAUGCUUAUACGGGGGACUACAAGGUACCACAGGCGCCGGUGCCUCGAGAGCAUCGCGUCAGUGUUGCCGAGAGCGUGCAUAGUCCCGUUAACACUUGGAGAGGCACGUAUCGCUCCAGCUCGAUGUCGUCGGCUGUUCCGCCGCCUGCUCCAUCGCCGCCGCCUGAGUUUGUUGACAAUGGCCAGUCCAAGGCUGAGACUGAAAGCAUACCUCAACCUCAACCUAAACCUGAACCUGAACCAGAGACUUCGUCGGUGAUUGGAGAAGACCCUGCUGCGGAGGCUGCAGCAGAGGCCACUACGGGGGCUGAAGCAGAAGCCGGAGCAGAUGCUGAGACUGGGGUGGUGGAGGAAGACAAGGCCCCUGUGGAAUCGGUAGAGGAACCGGCGGAAAAGAAAGAUGAUCAACCCGAUGAGACUCAGGAGGCUGAGGCUGAGGCUGGCUUGUCUCCUCUCCCAGAAGCGGAUGAACAGGCAGAACCCGAGCCUGCAAAUGACGCCGACGACUGGGCAUCCUGGCCUACGGAAGACAAAAUGCCAAAGGAUAACAGUGAAUCCAAGGGCAAGAAAGGAAAGAGGAAAGACAAAAAGAAAAAGAAGAAUCAACUCGCAGCGGAGGAAGAUGUACCCGCAAACCUGACGCCGCCCACCACACCUCCGACAAAUCCAGUGGAGAUGCAUGAGUUGUCACUCGACAAUGCAACAGAGGAUCCCGCCGAGCCCGUUGAUCCUAUCGAGUCCAUCAAACCCGAGUCUGUUGCCGAACAGCCAGCCGAAAUUACAUCACCAGAGGAGGGGCCUGCAGAAACUUCUCCUGCAGAUGCUCCUGCUGCAGAGCCGGAGCAUGCAGAGCUCGAGCCUCCUGCAGAACAAGAUCUAGAACCGAUGCCCGAGACUGCAACACAGUCUGUAACACCCCCUCAGGAAGAGUGGGAAGCAUCCAAUGGCGAUGAGCAACAGGCCAACGAGAGCUGGGCCGAGCCUGGAGAUGGAGAUCAAGACCAGCCCGCUACCAAUGAGCCAAUUGAUCCGCCAAAGCCAGUGAUCGAUAUGUCCUUCGCCAAGCAGCCGGACGCAUCACCUCGGACACCGGGCAUGAGCCUAUGGGACGAAUUCGCAACAUUGCGAUACAACGACGAGCACCAAGUCACACCUACCACCCUGAACAUGAACGUGAACGACAGUCCAACUGACCUCCCAUACCUAACCUUCCACGCAAAAGUCUACGUCUUCGCCACGCGCUACCUCAUCCCCGCCUGA
Penicillium waksmanii is the source of this 1557-nucleotide messenger RNA. RefSeq lists its product as uncharacterized. The record is from RefSeq and is a predicted model, not a curated record. Bases 1 to 1557 code for a protein of 518 amino acids. NCBI's taxonomy places the organism in Eukaryota, Fungi, Ascomycota, Eurotiomycetes, Eurotiales, Aspergillaceae. The transcript has a single exon.